Molecule: messenger RNA, 3435 nt
Organism: Adineta steineri
Lineage: Eukaryota; Metazoa; Rotifera; Eurotatoria; Adinetida; Adinetidae
Source: the annotation of a GenBank genome assembly
AUGCUAUUAAAUACUAGAAAAAUAUUAUGGCUACCAUUUAUAUUAUAUUUGGUUAAAAGCGAUGAUUCACACAAUUAUCAAUGUUUUUGCUCAGCAAUAAAUUAUGAUACAGGUACUGUAGUUCACGAUUUUGGCAUAGUUUGGAAGUGUGAAACAUCACAUUCAAGACAAUGCACAUGCAAUGAUAUUAGCAAUUGUUCUUCAAUAUGUUUAAUUCAUUUUGAUAGUUGGAUCAAUAACUUAGACAAUUGCAGUGUUCAUCCAGGGCGUUUUAUAGCAUCAAUUGAUACAGUUAAUUGUGGAGGUGGUCUUAUCGAUAGUAGUGUCAAACAAUGUUCUGGUAUUGUCAUUUUAGACUCUUCCAAAGAUGAAAAACCGACAGCGAUAAUUGAAUAUAACUCAUCGAUCAACUCCAAUUUUCCACUCUAUGUGACUCGACAAGAUGCUACUCAGUUACAAAAUGGAGAUGUUUUAAUAACAGGAGGUGCAAGUUACCAAUUACCAGAUUUCCAUCUAUAUCCGUACUUUUUUGCUGCAACAUAUUUGUCCUCGUCUGAUACAUGGAAGGUGUUACCACCUUUGGAUCCACCUCGUUUAGAGCAUCGAGGCGUUUUACUACCAUCUGGUAUGGUAUUAUUAACUGGAGGUUAUAGAAAUUAUCUGCAAGGUAUGACUAAGAGUGAAUUGUACGAUCCAUCAUUAAAUACAUGGAUUUCUGUUCCUGAUAUGCCAAAUCCACAUUAUUGGCAUACAGCUACUGUUCUAACAUCUGGAAGAGUUUUAGUUGCUGGUGGUGGUCAGCCCGAAUUGGCUUCAUCAGACUGUGAUAUAUAUGAUCCUCUCUUAAACACAUGGACUACUGUUGGUUCGAUGAAUUUUAAACGUGGUCAGCACACAGCGACUUUAUUACCAUCUGGUCACGUUCUUGUCAUUGGUGGUGCUUUUGAUAAUCUUGUCACCUGUGAAAUGUACGAUCCUGUCAAUGAUACAUGGACUCAGAUUGCCGAUAUGCACAAUUCACGUGCUUAUCACACAGCUACCAUGCUGCCCUCAGGUAAAAUUUUAGUAAUAGGUGGUUACGAUGAAAAUCAACCUCAAGCUACCUGUGAAAUCUAUGAUCCUUCAUUGAAUAGCUGGACGUUGGUUGCUUCUAUGUGGACUUCACGUGCUGCACAUACUGUUACUCUCUUACCAUCAGGACAUGUCUUAGUUACAGGCGGUCUUGAUUCACUUGAUCCUAGUGUUACUCUAAGCUGCGAAAUCUAUGAUCCUAUUUCUAAUAUAUGGUCUAACGGAACCUAUAUAUCAGUACCACGUGCCGCACAUACGGCUAGUUUGUUACCAUCUCAAAAAGUAUUAGUUACAGGUGGAGGAAAUGAUCCAUUUGCUGUAUUAUAUAAUGCAUCAUCGAAUAGAUGGAGUUCUGCUUCAGAAUAUCCGGAUGUACUGUUUCAACAUACUGCAACUCUAUUACAAUCAGGAUCAGUUUUGUUAUUAGGUGGCUCCAAUUCUUGGGAUGUGACAUCCACCUCUAUGCUAUACGAUGCUCACUUCGAUACAUGGAGUGUCUCAACUAGUAUACCACCACUUACUUUACACACAGCUACUUUACUAUUAAAUGGACAGAUCCUAAUUAUUGGUGGUCAAGAAAACGAUCAAAUUCUCUCUCUUUGUCGUAUAUACGAUCUUGCUUCCAAUAACAUUACGAAUGUUACGGAAAUGGCAUCAGCUCGUUAUCAACAUUCUGCUGUUUUAUUACCAUCUCAAAAUGUACUAGUAAUCGGAGGUUCUGAUGGAGAAAACACUUUAUCAAGUUGCGAAAUGUACAAUUCAACAUCCAACGAAUGGACUCAAGUUUCUCAUAUGUCAACUGAACGUCGUCUACAUACAACUAUUAGUCUAUCGUCCGGAAAAGUUUUAGUGAUGGGUGGGUUUGACGGCAUGCAUUCUUUAUCAACUUGUGAAAUGUAUGACUCCACAAUUAAUCAAUGGGCUACGCUUCGAAGUAUGGUUGAGCCACGUUCACAACAUACAGCCACCUUAUUGCUGUCAGGAGAAAUAUUAGUCACAGGUGGAUAUAAUAAUCGAUCUUCUAUGGCAAGUUGUGAAAUCUAUAAUCCCUCAAGUAACACAUGGAAAACAGUAAGAAGCAUGUUGAAUGAACGUUUUUCUCACACUGCUACUCUGCUACCAUCUGGAAAAGUAUUAGUCGCCGGUGGAAAUGGUCGAGAUGAACUUCGUCAAAGUGAAAUUUAUGAUCCUGUAUUAAACGCAUGGUCAUCUGGUGGCAAUAUGUCAUCAGCACGCUUUCAACAUACAAGCACUUUGUUACCAUCUGGUAAAGUUCUUCUGACUGGUGGUUUUGGUGAAUGGUUUGGCGAUAUUUUCAAUUCUUCAUCGAAUACUUGGAGUCCAGUCGAUAAAUUUCAUUCUUAUCGUACACAGCAUACAGCCACAUCGUUACCAACUGGUGAUGUGAUGAUUACAGGUGGCUCAGGUGCAUGGGAUCAAAUAGCAGCUAGUGUAGUAUACAUAUCUUUAUCGAAUCGAUGGAUUACAGGUAAUAGUAUGCGACGUACUCGUUCUCAACAUACUGCCACUUCGUUAUCAUCGGGUGAAAUUCUAGUAGCAGGUGGAUUUGAUAAUCCAUGGAGUAUAAGUGAUUGUGAGAUUUAUAAUCCGCAAACUAGUGAGUGGACUUCCAUAAACAAUAUGAUCGAUGAACGUUCAGGACAUAUAGCCAUUUUGCUACAUUCGGAUUUAAUUCUAGUAACAGGUGGUCAAAAUUAUUUUAAUAAUUAUCUAACAUCUUGUGAAAUGUAUGACCAUGCGACGAAAGAAUGGAAAUCAAUUGCUAGUAUGUCACAUCGACGCGCUCAACAUACUGCAACUCCAUUAUCCUCUGAGAUAGUGUUAGUAACCGGUGGUUAUGAUCAUGAUGGUACAUCAUGCCCCAAUUCUGAAGUAUACAAUGCCACCUCAAAUACAUGGACUAAUGUUGCUCAUAUGUUAUUACCUCGCGCUGAACAUACUGCAAAUCGAUUAUCAUCAGGACAUAUCCUAGUUACCGGUGGUUUUAACAGAUAUAAGGCGUUGUCAAGCUGUGAGAUUUACAAUAUUUCAUCUGGUUUGUGGCAACCAGUUGCAAAUAUGACAUUUAGUCGGUAUGGUCAUACUGCUACUUCAUUAUCAUCUGGUAAAAUACUCAUAACAGGAGGUACCAAUAUGGAUCAUUUGUUGACUAGCUGUGAAAUUUUUGAUCCUACAUCGAAUACAUGGUCACCUGCUGCCAAUAUGUCAACACCACGUUAUCAACACACAGCUACUUUAUUAUCCUCUGGCAAAGUACUCGUUAGUGGAAGCAAAAGCACAUCACUAGGUGAAGUGUAUGAUCCUACAUCCAAUACAUGGAAUUCUAUUGACAAUGACUUUUAA